UAGUUCUACAGUUACGAUUCCCACUAACUAAUGUGCCAAGGAAUAAAUUGUGCUGUUUUAUUUACAGAUGUGAUAUGGAACUGAAAAUAUCUGAGCCAAGCAGAUUUCGAAAGGCAGAAAAUAAAAUGACCUCUUUUAAUAUUUUCACCCCCUUUAGAUAUGGAUUCAUGUAUGAAAUGCAAAGAGGACUUCUAUCCAAACAAAGCAAGAAAGAAGUGUAUCCCAAAGCACAUCGUUUUUCUAUCCUAUGCGGAACCUUUGGGAAUAGUUUCAGCUUCCAUUGCUCUCUAUUUCUCUUUCCUUUCUGCCCUGGUACUAGGAAUCUUUAUUAAGUACAAGGAUUCUCCCACCGUCAAAGCCAACAACCGGCAUCUCAGCUAUAUCCUCCUCUCUUCCCUCAUACUCUGUUUCCUCUGUUCCUUGCUUUUCAUCGGUCGACCAAGAAAAAUAACCUGCAUUCUUCGGCAGACAGCUUUUGGGAUCAGUUUCUCUGUCUCUCUUGCUACAAUCUUGGCCAAAACCAUCACCGUGGUUCUGGCCUUCAAGGCCACAAAGCCAGGCAGUGGUGCACGGAAAUGUCUGAGACCUAGACUUUCAUACUUCUUUGUGAUGGUCUGUUCUCUCAUUCAGGCUGUGAUUUGCAUGGUCUGGUUGGGAACCUCCCCUCCAUUCCCAGAUGCUGAUUUCUACUCAGAGCCUGGACACAUCAUUCUGGAGUGCAAUGAGGGCUCACCCAUUGCCUUCUAUUCCAUUCUGGGCUACAUGGGUCUCUUGUCUUUGGUGAGCUUCAUUGUGGCUUUCUUUGCCAGGAAGCUGCCCGACGUCUUCAAUGAAGCCAAGUUCAUCACUUUCAGCAUGUUGGUUUUCUGUGUGGUCUGGAUAUCCUUCAUUCCAGCCUACCUCAGUACCAAAGGGAAAUAUAUUAUGGCUGUGGAGAUUUUCUCUAUUUUGGCAUCCAGUGCUGGGUUACUUGGCUGUAUCUUUUUACCUAAGUGUUAUGUCCUUCUACUGCAUCCAGAUAAGAACCAAAAAGUGCACAUAACCAGAAAAUAUUUCGACAGAUAAUAAAGAGAAAUGGAUCUGAAACAUUCUGAUUUAUUAGUGAAGUUCAUGGGGGGAGGGGUGUUAGAAUCAAUAGUCUAAAGGGUUACAUAUUGUGAACAUGAUGCACUUUGCACACCGCUGCUUCAGAUUCCACAUGGGAAUGGGCUUGGAUGGUGUAGUGUAUAAUUUCAUAUUCUUGUCCAGUUUUGUCUUUCAAGAACAGCCUUAAAACAAUGUGGUAAGUAAAUGAAAACUGCUUUACUUCAGCAAAACAUAAAGAACAGCACACUCAGUGGUAUAAUGCAAAAGAAAGCAAGGAAGUCUUAGGGCAAUACAGUUCUUAAGUCUCUGAUAAGUUCCCAAAUCAAGUAGCAGUCUUACUUCAGUCAAAGAAACAGCAAUAAAUCCUUAGGAGCAGCAGUUUCCCAGAUGCAGACUUGAAGCAGGCACAAGGGGAGUGAAAGCUUAGGCAUUAGAGUCAGUUUGUUUCCAGCAAAAGCUGACUGCACCUGCUUUUGCUUUAUAGCCCUGAGUUCCCUCACAGCUGCUAGGGCGGUUCCCAAUUACUCAGCUGCAUUUCUGGCAGCUAUUCCAGCUGAAUGACAUCUCUGCUCUGUUUUCUUUCACCUCUCCUGAAAUGUGGGUACUUGCAAACUCUCCUUUUCAGAUUCCAACUGCCCCUCUGACUCAUGAACACUUUUCUGCUCCCCUU
Molecule: messenger RNA, 1756 nt
Organism: Anolis carolinensis (green anole)
Lineage: Eukaryota; Metazoa; Chordata; Lepidosauria; Squamata; Anolidae
Product: vomeronasal type-2 receptor 26-like
Exons: 1
Coding region: 160-1065 (301 amino acids)
Biological process (GO): G protein-coupled receptor signaling pathway
Cellular component (GO): plasma membrane
Molecular function (GO): G protein-coupled receptor activity
Source: RefSeq, a predicted model, not a curated record